UUCAUUACACUUUGUGAAUUAGCAAGUGAGUCAUAUCACGUGAUAAAAGCCUCUAUUCUCUAAAGUUUAAGCCUACUUUCAAAAUGGCAGAGCCACAGCGAAGAAGCAUGACUCUCUCAGAAGAGCAGCGCGAAGAACUUUCUGAUCAGUUUAAAACGCUUGACAAAGAUGGCAAUGGUUACCUUGACAUGAGUGAACUAAAGAGAGCAUUAGACAUUGUUGGUUUCAAGAUCCCCCAGUGGCAAGUUAGACAAAUGAUUGAUGAACUGGACCGAAGGAAUUUCAACAAAGAAAAGGGACAGUUAAGUUUUGAAGAAUUUCAGAAGCUGUACACUGAUCUCAAGUCAAAAGAUGUUUCAAGCCAGUUCAAAACAGUUGUUUCUAAACGUGAAAAUCUUCAGACACUUGGUGGUAUGUCAGAGGCGUCAAGUGAAGGCACCACGCAUUCAGUUCGGCACGAAGAACAAGUGGCUUUUUCCGAUUGGAUAAACAGCAAUCUUGGUAUGGAUUCAGACCUACAGCAUUUACUGCCCAUUGACCUAGAAGGACGGAUGUUGUAUGAGAGGGUCAAAGAUGGAAUCUUGCUUUGCAAAAUUAUUAACCAUUCUUGUGCUGAAACAAUUGAUGAGAGGGCAAUAAAUAAAAAGAAUCUCACAGUUUACACAAAGCAUGAGAACUUAACCUUGGCUCUGAAUUCUGCCCAAGCCAUAGGCUGUAACAUCAUCAAUAUUGAUGCCCAUGACCUUGCCAAAGGCAAACCCCACCUGGUGUUGGGACUCCUAUGGCAAAUAAUUCGGAUUGGUCUGUUUAAUCAGAUCACACUAGAACAGUGCCCUGGACUAGUGCAGUUGCUCUUUCCUGGUGAGGAAAUGGCUGACCUUCUCAAACUGUCACCGGAAAACAUUCUCAUCCGAUGGGUGAACUAUCACUUGGAGAGGGCAGGUGUUGCUAGAAGGCUCACAAAUUUUACAUCUGAUGUUAAGGAUUCAGAGAUCUAUACACAUCUGUUGUACCAAAUAUCUCCCCAUGAAGCUGGAGUUACAACAGAAGCUCUUCGAGAACCAAAUCUAGUGAGUCGAGCAGAAAUCAUGCUGCAGCAGGCUGACAAGAUACGAUGUCGCAGUUUUCUCACACCCAAUGAUGUUGUUGAAGGUGUUUACAAGUUAAAUGUGGCUUUUGUUGCCAAUCUGUUUAACAACCAUCCAGCAUUAGACAAACCGGAAGUACCACUAGAAUUAGAGAACUUGGAAGAAACCAGGGAAGAAAAGACAUAUCGUAACUGGAUGAAUAGCAUGGGAGUUAACCCUCAUGUGAACUGGUUGUACAGUGACUUAGCUGAUGGGUUAGUCAUCUUUCAGUUGUUUGACAUCAUCAAACCAGGAGUGGUCAGUUGGAAUAAAGUACACAGAAUGUUUAGUAAACUGAAAGGUUUCAUGGAGAAACUGGAGAAUUGUAACUAUGCUGUUGACCUUGGCAAAAAACUCAAAUUUUCGUUAGUGGGAAUUGCUGGAAAUGACAUUUCAGAAGGAAAUCCAACCCUUACACUUGCUCUUGUGUGGCAGUUGAUGAGGGCCUACACGCUCAGCAUUCUGACCCAGUUGGCCGCAACAGGUAACCCAAUUGUGGAAACGCAGAUUGUGGAGUGGGUAAACAAAAAGUUGAAGGAAGCGGGAAAACCAACAAGUGUUAAGAGCUUUCAGGACUCUGGAAUUUCUGAUGCUACUCCUGUCAUUGACCUUAUAGAUGCAAUUCAACCAGGCUCAAUUAAUUAUAGUGCUGUCUUGCCUGGUAGUGAUGAUGAUGAGAAGAUGGCAAAUGCCAAAUAUGCCAUUUCUGUAGCUCGUAAAAUCGGUGCUCGUAUUUAUGCCUUACCUGAAGACAUUGUUGAAGUCAAACCCAAGAUGGUAAUGACAGUGUUCUCAUGCCUGAUGGGCCGAGACUACAUUCCAAACAUGGGAGUAAAAAGUCAAAACAACAGUAAUGAAUAAAAACAAAACCAUGAGCAGUUACAUCUAGUGUUUACAAAGCAAGUGCAUGUCAAAAAUUAUUUUUUAUUUUACUUGAGUGCACUAAACUAAAAUAAAAUACCCUAUAUUUUGGCUUUUUUGAUCAUUUAGAGGAAGAUUAAAUUUGUGCUGGGCACUUUAAUCAUCAUAUCUUUACCAUUAAUGUGUGCUUGGUGGGUAUUCUUAUCAAUGACUUACUCUGAAUAUUUAAAAUGAAAAUAUGUUGCCAAAAUUGAUGUUGUUGGGAAAAGUUACUUGAAUUUUGAAUUACAUAUUUUUCGCAGGGUAAAUAUAAGGCAACAUUAUAUGAGUAACUUCUUUCUUAGGGAUCAACAGAGCUUUGUUUUUAUUUUUUCAUUCUUAUUUGUCAUGCAAACAUUAGAAAACUAGUCCAACGUUUUAGUUUCCAAAAUAUCAGAUAAAGAUAUCUAACUUUUUUAACUUAGUUUUUCUUUUACUGCUGUUGUUGCAUUUGUUGAUUAAAAAGGGUCUACUUUUUUGUCUGCUUGCUAUAUUAAUAAUAUUUUAUCAGAGAAAUUACUAAAUAUUUUUAAUGUUACUGGUUAAUGUUCAGUCUUUCCUGAUAUCUGGUAGUAAAAUUACAUAAAAGGGUUUGAGUGUUUAAAACAAAUACUUAGUGAGUGUUGAUUGGCUUUAAAAUGCUUACCUGCAUUCAACUAUUAGGUAUUUAAGUAGUUUCUAGGAUGAUAUAUAUAUAUAUAUAUAUAUAUAGACCAGUUUUUUGUUUAAUGUCUCUCUUCUUUACAUAUUGUUCUUCAUUGAUAUGAAUCUUUAUUUUAGUUCAGUUGUUAGUAGAUUUGGUAUGUCUUUGUAUAUGUGAACUACCAAUGUAAACUGACUGUGUUUCACUGGUGUAUUAAUUCAUCUAUUAGUAGAUUUGGUAUGUCCAUGGCUAUGGGCUCAUUGUCAGAUGUUACUUAAAGGGACCAUUAUACAACACUUCUGUAUUUUAAUGUGCUGUUUUGUUAAAAAUCAGAUCUGUCUUCCAUAUGAACUAUUUUUUUAUAAAAAUGCUAUUUUUGGAUAUUCAUAAAAAAAAACCUAAUAUGAUUUUUUGAUUUUUUUUUCAAGAUGAAUUGAAAUAUUCAUGACCGUUAUCAUGAUAGCUUAAUUAAUGAAUAUGUUAUAGCCUUUUUUUUUCCACCUAAACUUGCAUUGUUGUAACAGGAUUGUAUAUACAUGUAGUAAUUUCUUUUUCUUUUUUUCUGGUUCUCUUAUCUUAAUUGUAAGAUCUUUAAUUAAAUAUUUGUAUACCUUCAUAUUAUGCAUUGUUAAGUUAACCUGCAUCUUUGUUUUGUUGAAUAUGUGUGAAUAACUUGUAUAAAUGUAUUUCUGUUUCAGUUUAAUAUUCCUUUUGAGACAAGUUUAGCUAAAACUAAAGGACUCCAUAUUCUUGGUAAUUGAACUGAUCAUUUUAUGAAUAUGUGGUGCAUUUAUUUGUCAUAAAAUUACAAAAUUACGUAAUUAAUAUUGUAAGUGAUAUUUCAAUAAUAUAAGUAUAUUUAAGUAUUAAUAUAAUUAUUCACAGUUUACCUUUUCAUUAACCUUAUGGACUGAAAUAAUGUAUUUAGAUCAUCUAAACAUUUUAUAUAUUGUAUAUUUGGGUUUGCUGAAUUUAUUUAGAAAAUUACGUUUGUUCAAGUUGAAAUAGGUAAAACAAUAUACUUUAACACUUCUUUAAAUAUUUUUCUUGGCAAUUGUACUUCCUAAAAUUUAUAUUGAUAUUACAUAUGACAACUUUGUUAUGUUCUGCUGAUCCCAUUUUUAAAUUUGUAACCCAAGCAUGUACUGUUUGAUACAUUCCAUUUUCUGCAGGAUGUACAAAACCUUUGAAUAAAGUUUUUUUGUUCGGUUAUGCACUAA
Messenger RNA from Limulus polyphemus (Atlantic horseshoe crab), 3890 nucleotides. RefSeq names its product plastin-1-like. Gene Ontology annotation, molecular function: actin filament binding; calcium ion binding. The record is from RefSeq and is a predicted model, not a curated record. Bases 84 to 1988 code for a protein of 634 amino acids. Gene Ontology annotation, biological process: actin filament bundle assembly; actin filament network formation. The transcript is spliced from 13 exons. NCBI's taxonomy places the organism in Eukaryota, Metazoa, Arthropoda, Merostomata, Xiphosura, Limulidae. Gene Ontology annotation, cellular component: actin filament bundle; actin filament; cytoplasm.